AUGGCAUACGGAAUUUUGGCCAAUGGGCAGAAUCAACACCUCUGGUUAAUUAUCGAACAAGUCAAGUACCGAAAAAUUGAUUUUUCAGCCACUGGUGUUUUCAGGAUUGACUAUGGGAUGGUUUUUUCCAUCUAUGGGGCCGUUAUUUCGGCCGGCCUCAGAUUCUCCACUUUAAACUUCCAACUCUGGCGAUACGAAAAAACCCAGCAAACCGUUGCAAAAAUUUUCACAAAACUCGCCUCAAAACACCCCCAGAAAGUCGCUUUCUAUUUCGAAAACGAAAUUUGGACUUUUGAAGACGUGGACAAGUAUAGCAACAAAAUCGGCAACUUUUUCAAAAACCAAGGCUUCAAAAGGGGCGACGCGGUAGCCCUAGUGCUCGAAUCUCGACCUGAAUAUGUGACAAUUUGGCUCGGCUUGGCCAAAAUUGGGGUUGUUACGGCCCUGAUUAACAGUAAUCUCGUUGCCGAUCCGUUGGCACAUUCCAUCCAAGUGGCGGAUGCCAAGGCUGUGAUUUAUGGAUCUGAUUUUGCCAAAGCAAUCAGCGAUAUUUCGGGUAAAAUCCUCAAAAUUAGGCUUUAUCAAUUUGCGAAAAAUGGCGGCGAAUUGUUGCCAAACUCUGUCGAUUUGGCAAAAGAAGUGGAAAAGGAAGGAAAUGGACCAUUGACGUCCGAUAUUGCAAAAGGCCGACCCAGAGACAAACUUUUAUUUAUUUUUACUUCGGGUACUACAGGGUUGCCCAAAGCUGCAGUUAUACCUAAUACAAGGUUCAUAUUUAUGGCUUUGGGCAUCCGUUACAUGGCUGUUAUCAGCGAAAAUGACAUUAUUUACGACCCUUUGCCCUUAUAUCACAGUGCUGGGACCAUAGUCGGAGUAGGCCAAUGCAUCCUCAAAGGUACCACAGUUGUCAUAAGAAAAAAGUUCUCAGCAUCGUAUUUCUGGGUCGACUGUAUUAAAUACAGAUGCACGAAAGAAGGCUUCAAUUUGGACAAAAUCGAAGACAAGUUGUUUCUGUAUGAUGCCAAAAAUGUUGACUAUGUUGAAUUGACUAAAGAGAAAUACCAUGACAUUAUGACAGGGAAAAUUAGACUGUAA
This is a messenger RNA of Tribolium madens (black flour beetle), 1095 nucleotides long. Its product is annotated as long-chain fatty acid transport protein 4-like. The transcript is spliced from 6 exons. Gene Ontology annotation, molecular function: long-chain fatty acid transmembrane transporter activity; long-chain fatty acid-CoA ligase activity. The coding region runs from base 1 to 1095 and encodes 364 amino acids. The record is from RefSeq and is a predicted model, not a curated record. NCBI's taxonomy places the organism in Eukaryota, Metazoa, Arthropoda, Insecta, Coleoptera, Tenebrionidae. Gene Ontology annotation, cellular component: endoplasmic reticulum. Gene Ontology annotation, biological process: triglyceride homeostasis.